AUGAACAAGUUGCAAUCGAGCCUCCUCACCGUGGUUUGGAUCUGUCUCGGAUUCGUCUUGGCGCCUCCUCCUUUCAAUCAGCCACAAGAAGCUGUCGAGGAAGCAGCUGAACCCUCCCUGCGUUCCAAAGAUUCAUUCGUGUCGUACGAACAGCUGGCGGGCGGUGGCUUCGAGCCCGACGUCAAAAUGACGCCCGUACCAGAAGACUACGUCAGAAGAGAGCUCUAUAGAUAUAGAAUCUUCUACGAGGGUUUUCCGGUGUACUUUGUAGAACGCGAAGGAUACAACCUACAAAGGAUGCAGCGAGGCUUCGCAGACUUUGGAAAGAUCUACAUUGCCGGUCCCUCUCUGACCGGGAAUCCGACCCUCAAGGUUGCCAAAGAUGCACAGGGGCAUCCUGUCACAAGCGAGGCCUCGAAGGAUGUAACCGAAUUCGCUCAUGACGUACUCGGCGCUCGUGUUAGCUUUGGAGAUACCGCAACACUACUCGCCUACGGCUACAAGCUGGAUCCUGCUCCCUACAGGAAGGUCGGUUGGUUCAAGGUGAGACCCUCUCCGCCGGACUGGGAGAAGGUGUGGAGUGCAAUACCCAGGGACAGAGCCACCGACCUACGCUCCGCUAGGCAGCUGCUGAGUCGGCAACGCUUCAUCACCUUCACUACCACGGAUGAGACCGGCGUACUGGGAAUUCGCCUGUUGCACGAUGGCCGGCAGCAUAUCAAGUGGCUCGUGUCAGAGAGUCCGUUCUACAGUGCGCUUCAUUGA
Pseudozyma hubeiensis SY62 is the source of this 765-nucleotide messenger RNA. Its product is annotated as alpha-aminoadipate reductase. Bases 1 to 765 code for a protein of 254 amino acids. The record is from RefSeq and is a predicted model, not a curated record. Lineage: Eukaryota; Fungi; Basidiomycota; Ustilaginomycetes; Ustilaginales; Ustilaginaceae. The transcript has a single exon.